AUGUCCAGACAGUUAACUCUCUUUCAUUCAAUCCAGCUUAACCAGGGGGAUGGUGGUAGUAGUAGCAGUACUGUCAUAGAGCCUGACGCAUCUGACUGUCCCAGUUCCACAAACCCUCAUGGUGUAGAAUCAACCACUGUUAGCUCAAAUGUGGGCUCGAAUGAGUCAUGCUCUGUAGAGGAAGAGGAAUCAUUGAACAUUGAUAUUGCCUCUGGUCCACAUGAGAAUCCUGUUCAACCCAUAAAUCACCCAUUUCCCUUUACCAUGAUCAGCAAAAAGGCACGCUGUUUUAAUGCGAAGUGGUAUCAACAAUAUGAAUGGAUUCAGUAUUCAAUUGCAAAAGAUGCAGUGUUCUGUUACUCCUGUUGCUUGUUUUGUCAUGCCAGUAAUAAAGCUGAAGAUUGUUUUGUUACCCUUGGAUUCAGAGACUGGAAACAUGCUAGUAGAAAAGGUAGGGCCUUUGCUAAACAUGAUACCUCUAAGAGUCAUCAAGAGGCCUUAAUGAAUUGGAAUCAGUUCAAGGUGACAGUUGCUACUGGUUCAUCAAUUGCAACCAGAUUGGAUAGUGCCAGAAAGGAGCAGAUCAAGAAGAACCGCCACUAUUUGAUUGCUAUCAUCCAUUCACUGAUGUACUGUGCUUCACAAGAAAUUGCUCUUCGUGGUCACAGGGAAACACCAUCAGUAUCAAAUCAGGGCAAUUUUUUGGAGCUUGUUAAACUCCUUGCCAUGUAUGAUCCAAUUAUUCAUGAUCGACUAACAUCUGGUCCUCAAAAUGCACUCUACACAUCUCAUUCUAUCCAGAAUCAGCUGCUUCAUAUCCUUGGUGAGAAAAUUCGGAAUAGUAUCUGUCAUCAAGUGCGAUCAGCAGGGGUGUUUAUUAUAUUAGCAGAUGAGACGAAGGAUUUUUCGAAGCAGGAACAGAUGUGUUUUGUGGUUAGAUAUGCUGAUAUGGCCCAAGAUUAUUCAAAGAUAGUUAGUCAGGGGUACGAUGGCGCCAGUGUGAUUGAGUGGUACAUGCGCUGGUGUCCAAGCCAAAUGGAUUCCUGUAGAUCUGUCGCUUCUGCCUCUGAAUUCUUUGCAUUCCUUGAAGCUUUAUAUGUCUUCAUGGCAUCAUCAAAAGCACAUGCAGUUUUUAUAGAGGUACAGAAGAAGAAUAACCCAGACAAGCAACCAAAAAUUGGUUCAUCUUCUGAUCAGUCAAAAGCAGUCGAAGCCAAAGGGUUAUUGUUCCAGGUUCAGUCAUUUUCCUUCCUACUCUCACUUGUCAUCUUUGAUCGUAUUCUGUCAUGUACCAAGCAGCUCUCAGAUCAGCUACAAUCUUCAAAGAUUGAUCUGUAUCGUGCCUCUGAACUGGUUACAGCAUCCAAGGUUAUGCUUCAACAAUUCCGUACUGAUGAAUAUUGGGAUCAAAUCUUUCGUUAUGCCACUGACAUAGCGAACACUCAUUCUAUAUCAACUGAAGUGGAUGAGCCACGGUCUACCAGGAAGCAAAGACCUGCCAACCUUGAUGACAGUAUCAUCACAGAUUCUGUUGGAUCUCGGGAGCCUAUGAAAACAAGUCAUUUUAAAACAAGGCUAUACUUUCCUGUACUUGACCAGUUCCUUGUAGAAAUGAAUGCGCGAUUCAAUCAGUCCAAUUGCAUCAUUCUAAAGGGAAUAGCCACUUGUAGUCCGUCUUCCUCUGUAUUUCUAGACUUUCAAGACAUGAAAGAAUUUGCACUCAUGUUCGGAAUAGAUGUGACAACUCUGGUAAUGGAAGUUGCCUUGGCUUCUCGAGUUGCCUCCCGCAACAGCAUAAAAACAACAGUUGACCUCGGUCGUUAUCUUCACUCCUGUUUGCCUGUGCAUAGAAAUCUUUAUGACACAAUUCAAAUCGCCUUCACAAAUGCUGUAAGCAGUGCUGAGUGUGAACACUCCUCCUCACUGAAACGAAUCAAAACCAGGCUGAGAACUACAAUGGGAGAAGAUCGUUUGUCUGACCUAGCUAUACUGUUCAUCGAAAGGGAUAUGGCUUCAAAAACUUUAGACUAUGAACAAAUAAUAGAUGAAUUUGCAUCUGCUGACAAAAACCAAUAA
Molecule: messenger RNA, 2076 nt
Organism: Amphimedon queenslandica
Lineage: Eukaryota; Metazoa; Porifera; Demospongiae; Haplosclerida; Niphatidae
Exons: 5
Coding region: 1-2076 (691 amino acids)
Source: RefSeq, a predicted model, not a curated record